Molecule: messenger RNA, 2746 nt
Organism: Panicum virgatum (switchgrass)
Lineage: Eukaryota; Viridiplantae; Streptophyta; Magnoliopsida; Poales; Poaceae
Exons: 5
Coding region: 2090-2650 (186 amino acids)
Source: RefSeq, a predicted model, not a curated record
UCAAAUCAGUCUUCAAAAUUCUUCCAAAUCUCCAUUUGAAAUUCAAACCGCCUUUGAAAAAUAUGCCAUUUACGACACAUAUCUAGUAGCCCCCCGAGCCUUAAAUCUAAAUUCCAUGAAUUAGAAUUAAGGAUCCAAAGUCGUGGCAUACCUUUUGUCUUUACACCGAAAGUACCUGAAAUGAUCUUUCGAGUAAAGUCACUUUUGAUAUAAAGUGAGUCAGUGUCUGAAUAGUCACGUGGUGUAUACUGUAGAUGGAAUCUACUCUGUGUCCACCCGUGAGCCUUUUGUCAUGUAGUAUCACGGGUUGGGUUCCAGUUCGUUGCUUUCUCUAUAAAUGAAGGGGUGAGGCUUUUUCCAGAGUUAUUCCACCGUAGCAACCAUGGCUCUUAGUUGGAGUUCUUUCCUGGAAAGUUCUCGUCCUCUUGAUAGGAGUAGUUUUUUGCUUAGAAACUGGUGCUAGAAGAGUACUUGCGAGCAACAAGAAUACUUGCUGUCUUCCUAGCCGUCGGUCUUGCUUCAUACAUCUCAACCAUCCUAGGCAUCUUGUACCUAGGUGGUUAGAGGUAGAUGGAGUUUCAGAGGUUGAGGCAUCUUGUACCUAGGUGGUGGUGUCAUACUCGUGGGUAAUAUCUGAAUGGUUUCCCCCUCAAUGGCAUCUCCAGAUAUAGCAUUGUUUUUGUUGCAAACACAUCCAGGAAGAAGGAGAAAUUCCUUUUCAAGAUGCAAGAAGAGGACUUGCGAUGUUCUCAUGAUUGCAUGUCUUUCUUGCUUGAAAAUCUCUUCUUCCUGGAUGUUUAAGUUUAUUCCCUCUUAGGAAUAACAAGAUUUGAAGCUUUGUAACAGCCAUUGGCUGAUGUAUCUUAUGUAAGCUACCUCGAGUGGAAUCGAGUAGUUUAAUAUAUUGUUCCUUUGUAUUUGCUUUUUUUCCCCAAAAUGUAAUCCCAGAAAAGUGUAAAUACCUGAAGGAAAUCCUGAUUUUUCGGGAUGAUUGGAUUCUGUUGCAUAAAUCCCUGAAUUAUCGCUUGAAACAGCUCUGUAACUGGCGCGUGACCCUUUGGCUUCUAAGUAUUCACAAAAUUGCCAUUGGCUUGGUUAUUUAACCUCUCGGUUAAACCUAGGUUUAGCACGCUUCCAAGCAUAGUUUGAUCCGCCGCCGCCAUUUCCUCCAUUCUUGCCUCUGCUUGCUACGAGAAACUAGCCACCGCUAGCCCUCGAGCGAGAAGCAAUAGGAGUUGCUCCCCUCAUCCUUAUGGCGCCCAAGAAGACUCAGGGAAAGGGGAAGGCGGGUGGUGCUAUUGACCAAGUGGAGACCCAGGGGUGGAAAGCGAGUAAGUGCUCCAACUUCCAUCUCUUAGGUCUUGUAGAGGUGAAUCUUCUCCAGCCGCGAGAAGUAGUUCAUUGGCGGAAGUCUUUAGGAGAUUCGGUUCCUCGUGAGGAACCGAAUGAAACAGUUAUUUUCCAAUCUCAUGUUCUGCGCGGUCUCGGAAUCCCCACCUCUGAUUUCUUCCGAGGUCUCUUGCAUCACUAGGGGAUUCAAGUGCAUCACUUGACCCCUAAUUCUAUACUUCACAUCUUGAUUUUUUGUUCAUCUUUGUGAAGCCUUUCUGAGGAUCGAACCCCACUUCGAUCUUUUUCAACACCUCUUCCAUUUGAAACCCCAUCCCAGCGAAGUUGAAAUAGAUGUAGUGGGAGGUGCGGGUUUGCAAUUGCGUCAGGGUGUAGGUCCAAAGUACAUCCCUUAUAAGAUGACCGACAAGGUUAUCGACUGGAAAGACCUGUGGUUCUAUGUUGAGAACCAGUCGCCUCCCCUGCCUCGUAGAUCCGCUGGUCCCCCAGUUAAGAAGGCUAGCUGGAAUUCCGGGGGGGGGGGGGGGUGAAUAUGGAUCAGGUUAAUUUUCUUCUUGGGGAGAUAGACUUGCUGAAGAAGAAAAAUAAAAUUAGCAGAGCUUCGGUGGUGGCGCAUUGGUCGCUCCGGAGAGUUCAACCGCUCUAACAGCGAGUGCAUUUGGGAUUCCAAUUCACUGGUGAAAAGGACUCCACUCGCUAUACCAGAUUCAAAAUCUCCAAUGCUGACCUUAAGCGUCGAAUGGAUCGACUGAUGAAGGGUGUUACUGGAGAAGCCAGUAUCAAGGGGACGUUCAAAGCGGGCAGACGUCCUCGGGAGAUCGACCCCGAAAAAUAUCAAAGUAGGCCUUCACUUCCAGAAGUUGUGCCUGGCGCACAAUCUGACUCAAGUCCUUCGGGUGGUGACGGCGAUGAUGGGAGUCGGACUGUAUCUGCCCAACAUGAUGGAGCAGAUAACAAGCCCCAAAUCGAGUCAUCGGAGACGCGGAAGCGGAAGGAGCCAUCGACUGGCGGUGAUGACAGGCCCCGCUCUCCAUCGAAAAAAUGGAUGCACAGCUCGGCUGCCAGUCCUGCUGCGUCCGCCCAGUCCGAUCCUGGGGGUAGCGCGACGACUUACUCUGCUCAGAUGCCGAAAGAGCAGAGUCAGUCGGGGACGACCGUCGUCUCCAGGCUGUUGCGGACAAAGAAGUUUUCCGUCAAGAAGUCCAGCCACAAACCUGCCGACUUCGGGAUUGUGGAUAUGGGGAAUCCCCAGACCACCAAACCAGUCGACGAGGUCUCCCAGGCCCAGCCGGACCUCUAGACUACUGUGGUCCAGUCGAAUCCAGCAGCCGAGGAUGUCCCUGCAGACAAGGCGGGAGAUACCCCUGUGGGGGUGCAGAAAUGAAUCGCAGAGGAG